Messenger RNA from Lingula anatina, 1608 nucleotides. Its product is annotated as E3 ubiquitin-protein ligase RNF170. The record is from RefSeq and is a predicted model, not a curated record. Lineage: Eukaryota; Metazoa; Brachiopoda; Lingulata; Lingulida; Lingulidae. Gene Ontology annotation, molecular function: ubiquitin protein ligase activity.
AUUGAAAGACUUUCGGAUAGAUGCUCCUUGUCCAUGGUGGAAAUUAAAAACUCCAAUCAAUGAACAAAGAGUUUUAAUUAUAAAAACAGAUGUAGUUUUUCCACAGGCAAAUUCUUUCAACUGACAGGAAAUUCACUAAAUGUGCUAUAGCGCAUGUGCAAUAGAUAUCAAGUCGAGACUACACAGUUUCCGGUAUUGUUCCUGGAGCCUUUCGUUUUCAAUUUCAGAACCUUUUGUGUCGCUUCUAUUGCCUUUCUACGCAAAGGAUAAGUACUUUGGUUGGAUGCAAUGGCAGAUGACGAAGAUGGCGUGACUAAAAGCCCCCCUGCCUUGAAUGACAGGGAAACAAAUGAAGCAAUUGAACACCUUGGGCCGGGCACAAUCAUUGAAGGCAUUGGAGACGAUGUUAUGAUGGGGAUGUUUGUGUUCAUCGCAGUUGUUACUGUAAUUGUCGGCUAUGCAAUGUACUGGUACAGACAGAGAACAACAGUAAGACAGACAAUUCACCCAGAGAGUCAACAGAAUGUAGAAGAUGCCAGGCAGAGGAUGCAGAGACAAAGGCUACGAGAUCAGAACUGGCAGGGGAGGAGAAGUGCAAAUCCUAGGCAAGGAGAUAUCACCUGUCCUAUAUGCCUGAAUGAUGCCAGCUAUGCAAUAGAAACCAACUGUGGACACACAUUUUGUGGACAGUGCAUAAUCACUUAUUGGCGCCAUGGUUCAUGGCUUGGUGCUGUGAGAUGUCCAGUUUGUAGACAGCAGGUGACAAUAUUACUGUUCUCAUUCAGUGAGGCAGAGGUGCAUCAGGAGGUAAACGAAGACAUAAGGGAAAUCACUAGUGAAAUUAAUUCUUAUAAUAGAAGAUUCUCAGGAGAACCAAGACCUUUGAUGGACUAUAUCAGAGAUCUUCCAACUCUACUCCGCCAUGCAUUUUCAGAAUUCUUUUCACUUGGAGGACUAGUGUGGAUGUUUCGUCUCAGAAUAUUUCUUGUAUUUGUAGCUGCAAUUUUGUAUUUUAUUUCACCACUGGAUAUCAUACCAGAGUCUGUCUUUGGAUUUGUAGGCUUUUUAGAUGACUUAUUCAUAGUUUUGCUACUCAUGAUCUAUAUAACUGUCAUAUAUAGGAAUUUUGUUGAACACAGAGCUCAGCAAGCUCAGGCUCAGCAAGCAAGGUCACAAUGAUGCAGCACUGUAAAAGAUACAUACGCAGGCUUUAUUCUUCAAAAUUUUUAUUCUAUGAGCUCUUGUCUCUGGAUGCAUAUUAUUAUUAGUAAAUGUCACUAGAAACUUCCAAAACACUCGUGCUCUUUGAAAUCACAUACUCUUCAGGGUGCCAAAGUUGAAAGUGUAAAAUCUAAAGUUAGGUGUUAAUCUUUGUAGUCUUACUGAAUGUCAUUAACUUAUUUGGUUAAAAAAGUAGUUUAGAAAAAAUGCUACCAUUUUUAUUCAAACUGAGGUCUGCACAGUGAAAAAAUUAGUUAUUAAAUAAUGAUAUUGUGCAGCACUGUAUUUUGUCAUAUAUGCCCAUGUGCUUGAUUUUUCAUUGUUAAGUUUACAUUAGAAAGAUUUUUUAUUAUUUAUAAGUAAACAUUUUAUUUAUUUGUUAUAAGU